This is a messenger RNA of Trifolium pratense (red clover), 3626 nucleotides long. RefSeq lists its product as uncharacterized. The record is from RefSeq and is a predicted model, not a curated record. The transcript is spliced from 5 exons. NCBI's taxonomy places the organism in Eukaryota, Viridiplantae, Streptophyta, Magnoliopsida, Fabales, Fabaceae. Bases 209 to 1744 code for a protein of 511 amino acids.
GAUAGGAAAAUUCUUUGGAAGGGCUGCGCUUCUUCAACUUACACGUGAAUAUACGAAAAAAUUUAAACGACGCCGUGCCAUUCAUCGUCUUCUUUCUCUAUCGCGUUAUUAGGGUUUUCAAGUUCCCUCCAUUUCUUCCAAAAUUCCCAAUCUCACAAUCCUCCGUUCACUGAAACUCCAACUUCCACAUUUUCCAAAACCGAAAAAAAUGAUCAACCUAUUCAUAUCAGAACCCACUCCAAACAACGACACAGAAAACGAAUCCACAAAACUUCGAAUCAACCUAUUGAACGAAUUAGAAACCGUUAUUUGGUCCGCAAUAAUCUCUUCCAGUCGCUCAGAAGCUCGAAUGUGGCUCUGCAAAACCAUCGCCGGAUUCAACUGUAUCACACCUCGCGAUCAGCGUGCACUUUUCAUCAAUUUUCUAAAAACUCCAAAGAAAAAACACGAUCUCGCUUCUCAGCUUAUCAAUUUGAUGUUCGAUAAGUCGCCCCAAAAACCUGGUUCGGUUUUAGCACGCAAAACUCGCGUGCUCGAGAAUUUCUUCACCGGUAACCCUAAGCGUUUGUUGCAGUGGUUUUCGUUUUGUGGAUUGGAACAGGGGAAAGGGUUGAGAGCUUUAUCUCAGUUUGCAUUUAAGAAUAGGGAUAUUUGUUGGGAAGAGUUGGAGUGGAAAGGAAAACAUGGACAAUCACCUGCAAUGGUUGCUACAAAGCCUCAUUACUUUCUUGAUUUAGAUGUUCAGAGAACUGUAGAGAAUUUUUUAGAUAAUGUGCCUGAAUUUUGGUCGUCGAGUGAGGUUUCUGAGUCUGUAAAAGAUGGUGAUAUUUUUCUUAUUGAUAGACAGUUUUUUGUUCGUUAUUUUAAGGAUUUGAUGUAUAGAGAGGAUUCGAGUGAUGUGUGGGAUGUUAUAGAAGAGUUCUUAGAAGAACAGCCUUUUUCUUGUUUGUGCGAGCAUCUUCUUAUUAGUUUUGAAGAGAAGGAUUUGUGUUACUUUGUGGAGUUGCUUUGUAAAUGUCUGGACCCGAGAAUUGAGUUUCGAUGUUUGGAUGAUUUGUCUCGGUUGUUUGUGGUUGUUCUUUUGAAGUGUGGGGUUUAUGAAUCUAUUGACUUGAUGAUGCUGUUAAAUGCUGUAAUUGGUCAGGGGAGGCAGCUUAUAAGACUUUUGCGCGACGAAGAGGCCAAGGAGUCGUUCGAGAAAGUUAAUGAAAUUGUGUCGAAGAUAUCUGCAAUCCCAAGUGAUGGUAAUAGCUUGACCCCGAUUUUUAAGAAUAGGUGUAAGAUGGCAACUGUGGAAGUGGUGAAGUGUCUUGGACUUCAGUCUUGGGUUCUAUACUAUAGGUUGUCGCAAGAGUGCCGAACUCCUGAGUCCUGGGAGUCUGUCUUUGUGCAUAAUCAAAUUGGUUUCCGCAACUCUGAUAAACAUGCAUUGAUAGAUGAGAAUGGACUGUUGACAGAAGAAGAUUAUUCUGGUUUCGAUCGUAUUCCUUCUGGUAGAGUUAAGAAAAAGAAGAAACAAAAAGCUAGUAGGAAGAGGAGGAGGGCAUAUGAUAGUGAUGAUGGUAAUGAUGAUGAGCUGCUAGAUUUUGAUUUUGCUAGCCAGAAGUUGUAUUAUCCCUCAAAUACUAAAAGUUGGUUGCUUUCAACUGACAAGUACGCUUCGGCAUGGAAUAGUGCAGACUUACCUGAGCACCUUCAUAGACUGUGUUUAUCUAAGUGGAUGAUAUGGCUUUUUGAAAAAUGAGUUCAGAGGUCUGGUUCACUGUGUCCACCAAAAAGAUGUUAUGAUAUCAUCAUUUCUAAACGGUUGGAUGGCGAGAUCAAUCACCCCUUAGUUUGGUGUUUUCCACUCAGUUCACAUGUAUAAAGCGUGCUGUGGCUCUUUUGAAUCUGCCCGUGGCUAUUGUUGAUGUGAAAAAAUUUAUAUUUCAUUUUGAACAUUCUCUACAAGCCUGCUCAAGUACACCAAAGUCGAUAAACCUCGAGUUCACUGUGAAAGGAUUGCUAAUUGCUAAUUUGCUUCACAGACUGCUACCACAUUAUGGUCGGAAACAUGGGCGUCAUCCAUAUGCUCCAAAUCCAUUGUAAAACCGCAUGUCAUCAAACAGUGAAUGGAUCAUUCAGAAUGCUAUGAUGAGUGUGCCUAGGCAAGUUACAAUACUCAAGCUCCAUGAGUAAUUUUCUUUGGGCACAUUCAUCAAUUUGUAAAUAUUACGUACCACAAUCUAUAUCAGAUUAGCAGUUAUUAAUUUCUGAUAAAAAGAUGGGGAUGCAUCUCUUGUUAUUUGUUAAGCUGUUCAGUUGAGCCUUUUUUAACUCUUGGGUUCUUAUUGCCGCUGUUCCGUUGAACCUUUGUCAUUAAGGAAUGUCGAUUGGCAUACAUAAGUGGAGAUCUCCGCGGAAACUGACCUAAAUGGGUGCCUGCGGGAAGACAAAUUUUCGCACAUGGAUGGGGAUAAGGUCGUACCACCUGCUCCGCAGGGGCUCCGUCCCCGUAUAGUUUAUCAAAAUAUCGUAUAUGUGCACAUAUUUCUAAGAAUGUGGAGAGAUGAACUCAGAAUAGACUCAUGUAAAUUUUUCUGUUCCGUGGAACCUUGGCAUUGGGUAAAUAUUUGGGGGGUUCCUCUUAUGGGGAGAGCUCCUAAGCAGAUAGAUUCUGAUUGCCUUAUCGAUCAAGUGAGUUCCAAGCGUACUACCUCCGUGGCACAUGGGGAGACUUGCAACAUUGUGUUUUUCCCGUCCAGGCUCACCAACUUGAAGUUCCAUAGAGAGUUAGGUGUUUUAUAUGGCAAGUGGUACAUGGGAGACUUGGUACCAACAAAAUUUGCAGUCGUUGGGAAAUAGGCACGCUUUGUGUUAUAUGUGAUCGGGGGUGGAAGAGGCGGUGGUCUUACAUGUGCUCAGGGACUGUUAAGUGGCUACCUUUGUGUGGCAUGAUUUCUUUCAUGGGAGAAUGAGUGAUUAGGUGUACUUUAAUUUGAAGAAGGUUAGAGCCUAGAGGGACGUGUCAAUGUAUGAGACAAGUUUAAGGCUUAAGGCCCUGGGUGUCGACAUGUCAAGGAGGUUUUGAUUAAAUGGAUGCAUCCUCAUAAUGGUUGCAUUUGUAUUAACACCAAUGGUGCGAUUAAAGGAGGAACUGGUGUUGUUGGAUGUGGUGGAGUGCACUAGGAUCAUGAAGGAAACUGGAUAUAUGGCUUUAUGUGAUUUCUAGGUUUCUCCAGUGUGUUUGUAGCAAAAUUGUAGCGGAAAGGUGUGGCUAUCAAGUUUUUAAGCUUCAACCGGAUUCUCAAGAUGCGGUUAAUUGUCUAUGUGGAUCGGAAGUUGCUAAAGGAAAUGGUCAUAAUCUUAUUAAAAAGAUUCAAAGUUUAUUAUAGGAGAAUUUGCGUGUUACUUUUAGUGAAGUCAUGAGGGGAGUAAGGUUGCGUUACUAUUAGUGAUAUUGCGAGGGGAAUAAGGUUGCGGAUGGUUUGACUUCUUUGGCUUGUGAGUUGGAUGGUUCUCUUUAGAUAUGAUCAACCUCCAACUCACGUUUAUCUUUUUCGUUUGAUUCCUUUCCUUUGUAGCUCUGGGUUUUUAGGCCCCAUUCACUCUAAAAACAUAAUAAUUCAAGAUGAUUUCUUUCCCGA